CCUCAUCAUAAUCCAAAAAUAGAUCACUAACUUCAAUGGUUAAUUUUGUAAGACUAACAUCAUCUUUAUCGGUUUAGUUUUAACUGUUGAAAGAACUGAUUAAAUUUUCAAUUAUGUCUAUUAAACUGAUUGCAAUUAGUUUAAUUGUGCUUGGUUGCAGCCUUAUUGUUACCUCAUUGCCUACUCAAUGUCCAUCUACAUGUGAUCCAUCUAAGUGUCUUGAGCCAGUUGAUUGUUUUGCUGGACUAAUUAAGGAUAAAUGUAAUUGCUGUUCAAUCUGUGGACAAUUUGAAGGGAAUCGAUGUGAUUUGGUAACAUCAAAAGGUCUCAAUGAAUCUCAUCGUGUAUACGGAGAUUGUGGUGAAAAUCUUGAAUGUCGACUUCGUGAUGAUCUGGAUCCCUCUGAGCCCGAUGAAGCUCUGUGUUUCUGUGUCAAGACGGAAAUGGUCUGUGGGUCGGAUGGUCAAACAUAUGAUAACCUUUGCCAGUUGAAUGAGGCUCGAUAUAAGAGACGAGAUGGAUUAGUACCAAAUAAUUAUGGUCCAUGUCAAUCAGCUCCCAAAAUUGUGUCCAAACCGGAAAACUUGAACGGCUCCUUGGGCGAUAAUACUGCUUUCAUGUGUCAGGCCAUUGGUUGGCCAAUACCGACCAUUACCUGGAGGGUUUUACUCAAAAAUACUCAUGAAGUUAAACAGUUCAACAAUCUACCAGCUGAUGAUCCUCACAUCGCUGUCCAAUAUCGAGGUGGGUCCAAACCUCUCGAAGUGACCAGUUGGCUUCAGAUCAUUGGUGUUCGGGUCAACGAUGAGGGCGAAUAUCAUUGUAUUGCUACAAAUGAACUUGGAGAUACAUUUAAUUAUGGGGUGUUAACGGUUACUCAUGAUAAACCAUUUAUCUCCAGUGAAAAAUCAGUUAAUCAUGUUAACAAAGAAUAACAAUUUAAGGUUAAUUAAAUUAUUGAAUCAAAGUUGAAGAGAAAAAAAAAGAUCAACACAAUUUGAUUUUUUGUUUGAUUCAUUGUUUUUUGUUUGUUUCUUUACUCUUUAUAUACAUAAUAUUUCAAUAAUAAUAAUAUAAUUAAUAUAAUAAUCAUAAUAAUCAAUAAUAAUAUAAUUAUAAUGUUUGAUGGCCUAAAA
Messenger RNA from Panonychus citri (citrus red mite), 1136 nucleotides. RefSeq names its product insulin-like growth factor-binding protein-related protein 1. Gene Ontology annotation, cellular component: extracellular region. The coding region runs from base 114 to 935 and encodes 273 amino acids. The transcript has 3 exons. The record is from RefSeq and is a predicted model, not a curated record. Lineage: Eukaryota; Metazoa; Arthropoda; Arachnida; Trombidiformes; Tetranychidae. Gene Ontology annotation, biological process: regulation of cell growth; regulation of signal transduction. Gene Ontology annotation, molecular function: insulin-like growth factor binding.